CCCCACUUCUGUACGGAUACACUACACAGGUCGCAAUGGGCGGUGGCUCAUGGCUAACCUCGAGGCUCAAGCUAACCAAAACACCUGCGCAGCAGAAUGUGGCCAGAUUAUCUGCUGCGAUGGCGGCGGAAAAUGCCGGGAGGAAGCGAGGUUAUCUUCCUCAUCUGCCACACGCUGGCAGGGUUGAUGUGGCGGCGUCGCUACCGAGAUCUCGCACGCCGAGUAAGCGGCGGGGUCCGCGGGGAAGGGCCUUCGCCCCUGUGUCGUCUACCGAAACCGCGGUCCUCCCUUCCACCACUUUCCACCGGCAAUCCUCACAGGUGCGGCACCGGCUGGGUUGACGAAUACCACAGUAUCAUUACUGGAUGAAGUGUCAACGUCAAACUGAUAAUAAUCCGACCCGGCGUAGGGGGUAUUGUAU
This is a messenger RNA of Canariomyces notabilis, 421 nucleotides long. RefSeq lists its product as uncharacterized. The record is from RefSeq and is a predicted model, not a curated record. The transcript has a single exon. NCBI's taxonomy places the organism in Eukaryota, Fungi, Ascomycota, Sordariomycetes, Sordariales, Chaetomiaceae. The coding region runs from base 97 to 369 and encodes 90 amino acids.